AUGGGCUUCUUCUCUCACGCGGCAAUGCUCGGAAUCGGAUAUUGGAUCGGAAAGUCGUAUUGUUUCCGCUACAAGGUCAGUCUGGAUUACUGUAGUUUUUUGAGGGGAAGGGGCUAAUAUAUCAUAGAGAACAUUGCAAAUUGAAGAUUUAGUUGAAAUUUCAAUUACUUUCGCUUCAAUUUCAAAACUGUAAGCAAAAAGUUAAUUUUUUGCAGGUAACCCAAUUGCCGAACGAGCCGGAUUCGUCUGAAAUUCUGUUGAGAGUGGAGCGAAAAGAGGGCGCUCCGUUUUGGGCAUCCACGUGGAAUCAUCAUCAUUACUGUCACGCGCGGCCCGCAGUAUUCCAAGAGAUUCAGCCACUAAAGCCGAAAAAUCCAGAACUGCUGGAGGUGAAAUCGGAUUAA
Molecule: messenger RNA, 404 nt
Organism: Caenorhabditis sp. 36 PRJEB53466
Lineage: Eukaryota; Metazoa; Nematoda; Chromadorea; Rhabditida; Rhabditidae
Source: the annotation of a GenBank genome assembly